CUUGUGCCGCUGUCCUUCUCCCGUCAUCUUCCUGGUCAACGCAACCAAUUCCACCCAAGCAAUGGCUCCUCUUCUUGCUCUCCUCGUGAGCUCUCUGCUGGCUGCUGGAAGUCUGGCCCAGCCUUUUGAGAAGCUUCGCAAUGUCCCGGAAGGGUGGAAGUUCCUCAACCAGGCUGCUGAUAGCCAGACGCUGAAGCUCCAGAUUGCGCUUCAGCAAGGCGAUGCCGCCGGUUUCGAACAAGCCGUCAUGGACAUGUCCACACCCAGCAACCCCAAGUAUGGCCUUCAUUUCAAGGACCAUGACGAAGUCAAGCGAAUGCUGCUUCCCAGCCAGGAGACCAUCUCUUCCGUCUCUGCUUGGCUACGGGCCGCCGGUAUCCAAGACUACGAGGAAGCUGCCGACUGGGUGUCUUUCAAGACGGAUGUCGGUACCGCCAACAAGCUGUUGGACACCAAGUUUGCUUGGUACAUCAGUAACGAGAAGAAACCUCGCAAGGCACUUCGCACACUCGAAUACUCCGUUCCCGAGGAUGUUGCGCAACACAUCAACUUGGUCCAACCGACCACACGCUUCGCCAACGUCCGCGCCAACCAUGAUACCUACGACGAGAUUGAAAGGUUCGACAUGUCCAUUGCUGCUGCCAACGUCACCGUAAACUGCGAUCUCGGUAUCACCCCUGCGUGUCUGCAGAAGCUUUACAACAUUGACUACAAGGCCGAUGCCAACAGUGGUAGCAAAGUCGCCUUCGCUAGUUACCUCGAGGAGUAUGCUCGUCACGCCGACUUGGCUCUGUUCGAGCGGGACGUGUACCCUGAGGCUGCUGGCCUUGAUUUCAAGGUCAUCCAGUACAACAACGGCGGUGAUGGCCAGAACUCCACCGACGACAGUGGUGAGGCCAAUCUCGACGUGCAAUACAUCGUCGGUACCAGCGCUCCACUCCCCGUCACUGAGUUCAGUGUUGGAGGUCGCGGACCCUGGGUAGCAGACCUCGAUCAGCCCAACGAGUCUGACAGUGCCAAUGAGCCCUAUCUUGAGUUUCUUCAGAGCGUUCUUAAGCUGGACCAAGAGGAACUUCCUCAAGUCAUCUCCACCUCGUACGGCGAGAACGAGCAGAGCGUGCCCAAGUCCUAUGCUCUCUCUGUCUGCAAUCUCUUCGCGCAGCUCAGCUCCCGUGGUGUAUCCAUCAUCUUCUCCUCUGGUGACUCCGGAACCGGUAGCGCUUGCCAAUCCAAUGACGGCAAGAACACCACCAAAUUCCAGCCACAGUACCCUGCAUCGUGCCCUUGGGUAACUUCGGUCGGCUCCACCCGCUACCUGAACGAAACUGCAACUUUCUUCUCUUCUGGCGGCUUUUCCGACUACUGGGAGCGACCUUCGUGGCAAGAAUCCGCCGUCUCGAGCUACCUCGAACAGACUGGCCCACAGCAAUUCAAAUCCUUUUUCAACGCCUCUGGCCGUGGCUUCCCUGACGUUGCAGCUCAAGGUUUUGGUUUCAGAGUGUACGACAAGGGUGUCCUGAAGUCCUACCAAGGAACUUCUGCAUCCGCGCCUGCAUUCGCGGGUAUCGUUGCUCUGCUCAACGAUGCAAGACUUCGCGCCGGUAAACCCUCUCUCGGAUUUUUGAACCCGCUUCUGUACUCUAACCCUGCCGCCCUGAACGACAUUGUCCUCGGUGGAAGCACGGGAUGUGAUGGUAACGCUAGGUUCCACGGCAAGCCCAAUGGGAGCCCUGUGAUCCCUUUUGCCAGCUGGAAUGCGACGGCUGGAUGGGACCCUGUAACUGGCUUGGGUACCCCCAAUUUCCCAAAGCUAUUGAAGGCUGCGCUUCCGGAUAGAUACCGGGCAUAG
This is a messenger RNA of Periconia digitata, 1849 nucleotides long. The record is from the annotation of a GenBank genome assembly. Lineage: Eukaryota; Fungi; Ascomycota; Dothideomycetes; Pleosporales; Periconiaceae.